CACUGAGGUCAGCCUGUGCCCUCAGAGUCCAGCCCCCAGGUCCUCUCCCCAACUAUAAGAGCCCCUGACUCAAGUAGGUUGCUAAGCGGUAGGCAGCCAUGGCCAAGUUACAUCUGCAGUGGCUACUGCUCCUUCCUACACUCUGCAGCCUAGGCGCAGCUACAGAGUCGGCCUCGUCCCCGGAUUGUGCACAAGGCCCUAAAUUCUGGUGCCAAAGCCUGGAGCAAGCGAUACAGUGCAGAGCCCUGGGGCACUGCCUACAGGAAGUCUGGGGACAUGCAGGAGCUAAUGACCUGUGCCAAGAGUGUGAGGAUAUUGUCCACCUCCUCACAAAGAUGACCAAGGAAGACGCUUUCCAGGACACGAUCCGGAAGUUCCUGGAACAAGAAUGUGAUAUCCUACCCUUGAAGCUGCUUGUGCCCCGGUGUCGCCAAGUGCUUGAUGUCUACCUGCCCCUGGUUAUCGACUACUUCCAGGGCCAGAUUAAACCCAAAGCCAUCUGCAGUCAUGUGGGCCUGUGCCCACUUGGGCAGACUAAGCCAGAGCAGAAGCCCGAGAUGCUGGAUGCCAUUCCAAACCCUCUGCUGAACAAGCUGGUCCUCCCUGCGCUGCCAGGAGCCUUCUUGGCAAGGCCUGGGCCUCACACACAGGACCUCUCUGAGCAACAGCUCCCCAUCCCUCUGCCCUUCUGCUGGCUUUGCAGGACUCUGAUCAAGCGGGUCCAAGCUGUGAUUCCCAAGUGCCUGGCUGAGCGUUACACAGUACUUCUACUAGAUGCACUGCUGGGUCGUGUGGUGCCCCAGCUAGUCUGUGGCCUGGUCCUCCGAUGUUCCACUGCAGAUGCCAUUGGCCCAGCCCUCCCUGCUCUGGAGCCUCUGAUUGAAAAAUGGCCACUGCAAGACACUGAGUGCCAUUUCUGCAAGUCUGUGAUCAACCAGGCCUGGAACACCAGUGAACAGGCUAUGCCACAGGCAAUGCACCAGGCCUGCCUUCGCUUCUGGCUAGACAGGCAAAAGUGUGAGCAGUUUGUGGAACGGCACAUGCCCCAGCUGCUGGCCCUGGUGCCUAGGAGCCAGGAUGCCCACACCUCCUGCCAGGCCCUUGGAGUAUGUGAGGCCCCGGCCAGCCCUCUGCAAUGCUUCCAAACCCCACACCUCUGAGAACCCAGGCUCCAGCAACCUGUACCAAAGGACCACAAGUCUCAGCCUGCACCCCCAGCCCUGUGCCAGCCUGUAUGUCCCAGCUCUAACCACAGCCCAACAACACCACCAGAGUGGUUUCUGGCUCCUCUGAUGAUGAGGUGCAGCAGAACCAUGUCCUCUAGAAGCCUUCAGAGGGGGCUUCAGGCCUUCACCCCCACCAGAGCCAAGCCCAGCUCCAACAGCUCCUACAGCCCCAGGACUGAAAAGAAACUGUCGUGGGUCCACAGAGAGUGGGUAGAAGUGGGGCUAGCCACAGCAACCCCUUGCUAACACUUCUGUGAAAUUCGAACUUCAGAUGAAUAAACACUGGAAACACA
Messenger RNA from Rattus norvegicus (Norway rat), 1519 nucleotides. It is a transcript of the gene Sftpb, whose product is annotated as surfactant protein B. NCBI's taxonomy places the organism in Eukaryota, Metazoa, Chordata, Mammalia, Rodentia, Muridae. The record is from RefSeq and is a predicted model, not a curated record. Gene Ontology annotation, biological process: lipid metabolic process; sphingolipid metabolic process. Gene Ontology annotation, cellular component: extracellular region; cytoplasm; lysosome.